This is a messenger RNA of Symbiodinium necroappetens, 359 nucleotides long. The record is from the annotation of a GenBank genome assembly. NCBI's taxonomy places the organism in Eukaryota, Dinophyceae, Suessiales, Symbiodiniaceae.
GCCGCCCACUUUCUGCCUCGCGCUGCCCUAGCCGAGCUCAGGAGGUUGGAGCACGCGGCAGCCCUGCGAAUCCAACGUUGCUGGCGCCAGUGGCGUGCUGCCAGGGCCAGGAAAGCAGCGAAAGGAAGGCGGCCAAAAAGCCGACGCCGGCAACGGCACGCCGCGGAAGAGUGGUGGGCAUGGGAGGAGUGGUCCUCUUGGCCAACAGAGCGGGGGCUGCGGCAGCGUGCCAAGUCGACAUCCUCCCGUCCACAGUGGUGGAGCUGGGAAGGAGCUGAAAAGGGGGAUGCGCGUCCCUACCAGGCUCAGGCUUGGAAGCAUCUUCCCGAAGCGCCGAAGACGUUGCGCUGGGUGCCGAA